This is a messenger RNA of Carya illinoinensis, 967 nucleotides long. RefSeq names its product auxin-responsive protein SAUR32. The record is from RefSeq and is a predicted model, not a curated record. NCBI's taxonomy places the organism in Eukaryota, Viridiplantae, Streptophyta, Magnoliopsida, Fagales, Juglandaceae. Gene Ontology annotation, biological process: response to auxin. The transcript has a single exon. Bases 378 to 767 code for a protein of 129 amino acids.
CCUGAGAUUUGACCAUUUGAUCAGACCAUCGCUCAAAACUUUGUGUACAAACUAUGCAAAACCUAGAAACAUCUGGCACCGUCUAAUCCUCUAUGUAUAUAUAUACCCCAAUCCCCAGCUCUACAAAAAUCUCUCAUCUUUCUUUCAUUCAUCCAUUCUCUCUUUGUUCAUAUGCGGAAUAUCUUUGAGAUCCAUCCAUCAUGAGCAAUAUACCAAGAUCUCUUACAGAUUCCUCUCUGACCCUCUUCAAUCUAGUCAUCUCUGCCUCUGAUCCUUGGCCUUUCUCUCUUGUUUUAUCAUCAUAACUUUCCCACAAAAGCCAAUUCAGUAACCAGAGCUUGUACUGUACAAAAAUUAGGUUUUUUUUCUGGGUUUAUAUGGGGAUUGGGGUAGACAGAAACCAACCGAAUUUCCACGUCCAUAUGCCACACCUCCAGUUUCACCACUACCACCACCACCUCCACCAGCAGCUGCAUGAGAAGAAGGAAUUGAAAGAAAUCCCAAAGGGGUGUUUGGCAAUCAAGGUGGGUCAAGGUGAGGAGCAAGAAAGGUUCGUUAUACCUGUGAUCUACAUCAACCAUCCACUCUUCAUGCAGCUGUUGAAGGAAGCUGAGGAAGAGUUUGGGUUUGAUCAGAAGGGUCCCAUCACAAUCCCUUGCCAGGUGGAGGAGUUCCGCACCGUCCAGGGCAUGAUUGAUGGAGAGAAAUGGCACCACCAGCACCACCAACACCAUCACCACCAUCAUGUUUGGUGUUUUAGGGUUUGAUGCAUGAUCUGAUGUUGCAGUCAUGUUUUCUCGAUCUGUUUCUUUCUCUUUCUCUUAUUUACUUCUGAAAAAACGUACCCAUGGAAUAUUGAUGAUGAAGAAAAGUCGGAUCAUAAGAUUAAUAAUUCGUUCUUGUUUUCUGUAUAUUUUAAUUUAAUUUGGGGCCUUAACAAAUUAGAACAAAAUCACAUUUCAAAGUA